UUGCACCACCCGUGUCAUUCGUAAUUUGGGGAAGCUUGUAGCAUGAUGGGGAACAGCGAUCCUCAUUUAUAGAAUGACAGAACAAUCUGGAUAAAUGGCGAUUUUCAAAAGGAAACUGUACCAGCAAUGUUUUCUGUUUUUUGUUUUGUUUAUUCCACUAUCAGGUGUUUUAUGUUUCAGUGAACUCUCCUUCAUCAUCGAGCCCAGUGAUAUUACAGUGAUACCCAAGGAUCCAGUGGUCCUGGACUGUGUGGCCCACGGACAGCCUCCCAUCGUCAUCAGAUGGCUGAGGAAUGGAGUCAGGCUAGCGGAGAGCGAGCGGCUUCAGUUCCUGUCCAACGGCUCACUGUACAUACCGGAGGUCAGGGGAGAUGGAGAAGGGUCGGACGAAGGGUUCUAUCAGUGCCUCUCCCAAAACCAAUAUGGAGCCAUCCUAAGCCAAAGAUCCCGCCUGGUUAUCGCAAAUAUCUCACCAUUCGUGGUGCAGCCCGUGCCUUUGGAGGUGACCGAUGGUUCCGUGGCCAGGUUCACCUGCCAGGUGACCUCUAACCCUCCUGCCACCAUCACCUGGGAGCUAGACCAAAGCACACUACCAUUGGAGACAGACAGAAUCACAGUCCUGCCCAACGGAGCUCUCCAGAUUCAAAACGUCCAACUAGAGGAUGCUGGGAAGUACCGUUGUGUGGCCACCAACAUCGGCAACCGCGUCAAGAGUAGAGAGGCAACGCUCUCCGUCAUCAACCCAGGUUUUGGCCCUAAACCGCGUCAGAGGCCCCGGAUCAUAGCGGGCCCCCAAAAUAUGACGGCUUCCCUCCACUACACCGUGGUCCUGGAGUGUGUUGCUACAGGCAACCCCAGACCCAUCAUCUCCUGGAGCCGGGCCGACAGUAAACCCAUCGACGUGUUCAAUGCCAGGGUGCUGGGCAGUGGAAACCUGGUGAUCAGUGAUGUGAAGCCUCAGCACAGUGGAGUCUACCUCUGUAGAGCCACCACCCCAAGAACACGCAACUACACCAUCGCCGCUGCCAACCUCACCGUGCUAGAGCCCCCAUCACUGGUGGAGAGACCCGAGAGCCAGACCCGUCCCAGAGCUGGCACUGCCCGCUUCAUGUGCCAGGCUCAGGGGGUGCCCCCGCCACGCAUCUCCUGGCUGAAGAACGGAGAGGAGAUACACCUGAACGGCAGGAUCAAGAUGUACAACAGUAAAUUGGUGAUCACUCAGAUCACAACGGAGGACGAUGCCAUUUACCAGUGUGUGGCGGAGAACGAACAGGGCAGUGUUCUGUCCCUGGCACGCCUCAUCGUGGUGAUGUCUGAGGACCGGCCCAGCGUUCCCAGGAACAUCCACGCCGAAACCAUCUCCUCCUCAGCCAUCCUACUGGCCUGGGAGAGACCCAUCUACAACGCUGACAAAGUCAUCGCUUAUUCUGUACACUACAUGAAGGCUGAGGGACUAAACAAUGAGGAAUACCAGGCGGUGAUUGGCAACGACACGACCAGCUACAUUAUAGAUGACCUGGAGCCAUCUUGGAACUACUCUUUCUACAUGGUGGCUUAUAUGCCGAUGGGAGCUAGUCGUAUGUCUGACCGAGUCUGUCAACACACUCUGGAGGACGUGCCCCUGCGAACCCCAGAGCUCAGGCUGACCAGCCAUAGCCCUACAGACAUCCAGGUUUUGUGGCAGCCUCUACCAACCAAACUGUCCCGUGGUCACAUCUGGGCCUAUCGUCUGUCCUACCGCACGGCUGCAGACACCACGGUUCUGUCUGUGGAGCUGGCCCAGAACGACACCCAGUACCUCCUGGGAGACCUUCGGCCUGAUACCGUCUACCUGUUCCGGAUCGCUGCAGCCACCAGGGUGGGGUGGUGUGAACCCUCCUCCUGGACCUCCCACCGCACUCCCAAAACCUCCAGCAUCAAAGUGCCACCUGCCCCACUGCUGCAGCAACUGGAGCCGCUCAACUGCACCUCCAUCUUGGUUCGAUGGCAGCCAUCUCCAGGCCCCGUGGUCGUCCAGGGUUACCGGCUCUGUUACCAUGAGGAGGGUCAACCAGAACAGCCCUCCAUCCAGCUCCAGCCUGAGGACACAGAAUACACCAUCAGUGGUCUGGACCCAAGGAGGAAGUACCAGGUGAAACUGUUGGCAUUAAGCCUUGUAGGAGAUGGUUACCAGGCCGACCAGACACUCAGCACCCCAGGAUGUGUGUCAAUCCGAGACCACCCGGUGGCCCAGCCUCCAGCCCCGGACCAUGUGAGAGCGGUGGCUAACAGCUCGUCAGCGCUGUACCUGCGUUGGAGCCGUCCCGCCUUCGCCUCUAGGAAGGUUGUCAGCUACACAGCUCGCUGUACACCUGUGGGCCUGAUGAACGCAUCAGCUGUACGCUACAUACAGACUACCAAUCAGACUGUGGUGAUACAGGGUCUGGAACCCAACACACGCUAUGAGUUAGUGGUGCGUCUCCAUGCCGACCAGCUGUCCAGUCCCUGGAGUUCUGUUGUCCACCAGAGGACCCUUCCUGCAGCGCCCAGCCAUCCACCCGAAGGUGUGAGGGUGUCUCUGAUUGAGGACGGCACAGCCCUGGUUUCCUGGAAGGAACCAGAGGAGAACAACCUGGCAGUGACACACUACACCAUCCUGUACGCCUCACAGAGGGCCUGGCUGGCCGGACACUGGCAAACACUGCAGAGGGAGGGAAGUAACACCGUGGUACUGCUGGAGCGUCUGGAGCCUGGUAACGUCUACCUGGUGAAGAUCUCUGCCUCCAACCUGGUGGGAGACGGGCCCUUCUCUACCACUGUGGAGCUGGCCCUGGGUCCUGGGCCUAGACACAGAGGGAAGAGCCCCAGGCAUUCAGACAGCGGAUCCUCCUCGGACACUACAGUGUUCUCUGAUGGCCUAUACCACAUGGACCAGAAGUCCAUAACAGGCAUCAUGGUGGGGGUCUGCAUCACUCUGGCUUGUAUCGCCAUCUGUGCCCUCAUACUCAUCAACAAAGGCAGAUCCAGGAAAUCGUCCCUCUGUAAGAUCAUGGACGUAGUGAACGGUGAGAGACCCCAUGGUCCACGUGCUGGUUUGGCCCUGGCCAAUGAACACCAGGCUGACAACAUAGAGGCCCUGAUGCCUGUGAUGGCACAACACUUCAUUGAUGCCAAGGGUGGUUGUAACCUGGCGAUUAGUAGAACAGGUCCAGUCAAUGGCAGCAGGCGCGGUAAGAGAUGGCAAUUCUUCAAGAGGGAGAGACGUAAUACAAAUACAAGCCAGGUUGAGAACAGAGUGUGUCUGUACGAGGCAGGGAAGACCAUGCUGUGUUACGAGGAUAAGGUAGACGCUCCGCCCCUCCAGCCUUCCAGGCUGCAGAUCCUGUUCGGGCCACUAGGGGGCUUACAGAGCUCCGUGGGUAGCAGUCAGGGAAGCAGCUCUGGGACCACUGAGACCAGCGAAGGAAGCCACGAGACAGGAGACUCCGGUCACUACUCCAACGAAGAGAUGAGCAACGAGGUGAGAUUGAGUAACCCGUCCACAGCUACGUCGGGCCGUAAUUCCAGGCAUCCGUCCUUCGGGUCGGAGUUGGAUGACAGCUCAACUCCAGAGGAUGAAGAGUUUAGAAGUGGAGGAAGAAGGAAGCUUGGUUUUAAAGUGGAAUCUGAGGUGACGACACCAAGCCAUCCUUACCAUCAUCACCAUCACCUCCACCGGCCUGGUCAUGACACUGUCCAGCUGCCCUCACAUCCCUGUUCCCUCUCGGCUGAGGAAGCUGCUUAUCCUGCCCAGGGCACGGUUCAGUCAGCAGGCUCCUCCUGACGAUAAGCUACCCAGCCUGAAUGUGACUCAUCUACAGCUGAAGUUGCCCACUUCUCUCCCGUCUUGGCCUCCUGAAAACAGGCCCUUCAGCAUGGAGCAUACAAGGAGUUAUGAAGAGGGAUCAGGAAGUUGAAGAUUGAGGAGGAAACAGGUGUUUUCUUCAGGUCUACCUCAGGAUAUUUGUAAAUUAAUGUUGUUGUUUUCCUGUUUCAUUUUGAUCUCAUUUUCAGUCUGUCUGAUUUUCGUCUGUGUGUCUGUUCGGUCUUUAGGGCUGGUUUAUGAACACAGAUCAAGCCUUGUCCUGGAUUGGUGACAGGUAUGUUAUGGGAUCCUGAAAAGCAUGUUUAGUGAUAUUCUCCAUUCAAAGUGGCUUCUGUACAAACAGGACCAGGCUUAAUCUGUGUCCGGAGAAACGAGUCCUUAAUGUCUGUUCUAAACCAAAGCUCACGCCAAAAAUGAAUGUUCAAAAAAAUGUCCAAAAAUGUAUUGCUUUUGUGAUCCAUUUUUUUCUAUGUGAAAGUAGAUUUAUUUCUUCCACUAAAGUAGAGGGUGUAGUUGGUGACCCCUCAUUGCUGAUUGUCUACCUCAGUGACUCUGAUUGUAUAUAGUGCUACUUCAUCUUAACAGUAUAUUGUGCAGUACUGUAUAUAGUACUACCUCAUCUUAACAGUAUAUUGUGCAGUAUUUCCCAUAACUCAGGGAAUGAAGUUGAAAACAUUUAAAAGCCAUGUCUUCUUACCUGCAUUAAUAUCCUGCAGGGAUUAUUUAGGCUUAAUUUGUUUUGAAGAUUUGUGAAAAUUCCUUUUUAAUUAUUAGUUGUUUUUUUAUAAGGUUGGAAAAGCUUUUAAGUUUUGAAUGAUGAGUCUCUUCGGUAAAGUUCUACUAUUUAAGUGCAUUCGAUAUCAUCAGUCUCUAUUUGAGUAAGAUCAAGUAACCGAAAAUAAACAUUUAACUGGCAUUUCCAGUGCAAAGCUUUAAAAUGUCCGUAUAACGUGGAAAAGGGCUUUGCAGAUGAUCGUAGAUAUAGAGAUCCAAAGAAAGAGUUGUUCGCCUAUAAGUAAACAAAACCUCAAAAGCAACAACAACAACAACAAAAAAUGAUACAUGCAAUAGACAUACAGACUAUGCCAAAAUCAUGGGUUCCAUGUACAACCGUUUCCACAGAGUUCUACACGGAACUCAAAAGGGUUCUACCUGGAACCCAAAAGGGUUAACCUAUGAGGACAGCCAAAGAACCCUUUUGGAACCCUUUUGUCUAAGAGUGUAUGUCUAUUCCUCUUUGAGUUGAAUGCAUUUCUUAUUGUAAAUUUCAAGACAAGUUUUAUACCUGGUUGAAAGCUUUAACUCUUUGUCUGUCUUUCAGACGAUUGUUCUCCGUUUGCGUUCUAUCUUAAAUCACUGAUACCAAACGCAGCAGUGACACAGAUGUCCCACGGAGCAAAAACUGGUUCAAUCAAUGUUGUUUCCACGUCAUUUCAACAACAAAAAAUGCAAUGUGAUAACAUUGAAUCAAUGUGAAAAACUGAUUGGAUUUGAAAAAAAGUCAUCACUGUAAGAGAAUUUAAUAUUUUUUCAGCUUUUAACCAAAGUCCAAUGACAUGGCAGCAUUUUUUUGUUGAUUUCAUGUUGAAUUCAUGUUAGUUGACAACUCAACCAGAUAUAAUUCAAAACUAGACGUUGAACUGACGUCUGUGCCCAGUGGGGUGCUAUCAGAUGCCUUCUAUCUAGCUCAUUGAUGCUAAAAGCAGCGGUGACACAGAUGUGCUAUUAGAUGCCAAAGAGUUGUCUACUUCCUCAAAUGGGGAGGACUGAUGGGUCCUUCAGAUAGAUCAGAUGGGAGGACUGAUGGGUCCUUCAGAUAGAUCAGAUGGGAGGACUGAUGGGUCCUUCAGAUUGAUCCUUGGAAUGAUGUAAUUUGAAGCCAGGGUUGGGAUCUGUUUCAUUUCAAAUGUCAAUUAUGGGAGUAAACUGACAUUCCAAUUCCAAUGCUUUUCAAUGAGCAAAGUUGGCAUUUUGAAUUUUUGUUAACUUCUAGAAUUGACUGAAUUGGAAUGGAAUUGAGUCCAACCCUGACAGUAUUUGCUACUCACACAGGACCAAAGAAUCCAGUCAGUGUAUUGACAGUGAUAGUAGGUGGAAGAUGUUUUUUUAUUUUAGGUGGAUUUUUCAUCCAUCAACAAGAUUCUAACCUGGCUACUACGAUAUUCUGUAUUCUAACCUGGCUAAUACUAUAUUUCAGUGUGACAAUACGACAAGGAUUCUGACUAUCAAAUCGAUAACCACUAUGUGUGAAGAGCAACAUAAUCAAGUUUUAUAUCUUUGAAAAACAAAUAAUCUUAACCAAAGAAUAAUUUAAAGUCACCGUUGUUUAGUCAUUAGUUCUUUGGUUUAUUUUUUUUUUGCAUAACAGUUUUUGCAUAUUGUGAUAUGUUUCUAGGAUUUUGAUUCAUUGGAAAGGGCAUUUUACAGUCGAUUCGUUGUGAUGCCAAGUUCCAUUUUGUUUAGAGCGGCUUGAGAGGUCAAAAAGUGUUCCGUUUAGUUGUCGAUGUGAUUGUUGUUCAAGAGAUUUCACCUUAAAUAUCUUAAGUUAACUUUGGGGCUUUUAAAACAUUUAUUAUUGUUGUUUUCUUUUAGGAUAAUUUUAUUGAGUAUUAACGCAUAUUUUUCAUAGAUGGAUAUAAGAAAAGAUUGGGCUAUUUUCCCUCUGUCUGUGUUCUCAGAGCCUGUGCCAGUAGCAGGUUAGUCAGUGAGCCUGUUGCCUGUUGCCUGUUGCCAUCAAUUGAACAUUAUGAAUGUGUUACUUAUUUUUAUUAUUUGACUUAUUUUUUGUUCUAAUUUCCUGCUUUUGUAAUGCAUAUUUACCCUACCAUAUCAUUUAGAUUUUCCCCCCUCAAUUGUUAAAACAACGGUGUUUCUGUGUUACAAUGCACAAGCCAAACUGUUUGGUCCUCUCAAGAUUGUCUCAUCAUUUGAAUAAAACUGUUCCUGAAAAACUAUUC
Salvelinus fontinalis (brook trout) is the source of this 6801-nucleotide messenger RNA. Its product is annotated as protogenin B-like. Gene Ontology annotation, cellular component: plasma membrane; axon. The record is from RefSeq and is a predicted model, not a curated record. NCBI's taxonomy places the organism in Eukaryota, Metazoa, Chordata, Actinopteri, Salmoniformes, Salmonidae. Gene Ontology annotation, molecular function: protein binding. Gene Ontology annotation, biological process: cell-cell adhesion; axon guidance.